This is a messenger RNA of Lachancea sp. 'fantastica', 2142 nucleotides long. NCBI's taxonomy places the organism in Eukaryota, Fungi, Ascomycota, Saccharomycetes, Saccharomycetales, Saccharomycetaceae. The record is from the annotation of a GenBank genome assembly.
AUGAAGCUGUUUCUAUUAUUGCAUCUGGUGUGCACUCUAUUGACAAGCACUGCUGCUGCUAAUGAUGAGUUCUCUUACACAAAUGUGGACUACACGGGAUUCGCCUGCAAAGCUGCCCUGUUCUCCACGGCGGUCUAUUGCGCCGAAGAUUCUGGUUAUACGUAUCUCUGCUACUGUGACAACGACAGCGCUAUGGGCUCGUUCAUGUACUGUGCGUAUGAUAACCUGGAUUCAGACAAAGAUCGGAAGCUCAUUAGAGAGUUCUUUAUCACGCAGUGCCCCAACGUCACGGAUUCUCAAUUGCAAACUGUCUAUCAAAAUGCUUCGCAGCACAUGGUGAAUACUUCCACACUUGUUGAUUUCAAUAGCACCGAACCAAUUGACUUCCCAGUCUAUUACGACAUUCCGCUUUUCGACGCAAACUUCGAUACCUACAGAGCGUUCUACUCUAACUACAAAAAGGGUCUCCACUGGGGCGCCGCUCUCGUCGGGUACUGGGGUAUUGUCAUGUUCUGCGGUAUGGUAUCGUCCAUGGCCCACAAGUUUGCCCCCACCCUGGCUAUCUCGGCGAAUAAAAUGGCUUCUCAGAUGUGGAUUGUUCGGUGGUACAGAAAAAAUGUAUCAAUUCCAGCUCUAUUCGGCCUUAGCCAUACCGAUAGAGCAAUAAUGGGCGCUUCUCUACCAACGCGUUUAGAGUCGUUGAUAAUCUUUGGAUUUUGUACUUUAUGCAUCAUCUUCCAAGCUGCAGGUUACGAACAUGUCGCGAACAACACUUUCUUUGCUAAUAAGACGAUAGAACUCUCGCGUCUGGUGGGUGACCGGAGCGCCUUCAUUUCGAACUUUUUGAUGACUAUAACAUAUUUAUUCGCGGGAAGAAACCAGAUAUUUCUAUGGCUCACUGGAUGGAAGCAGUCUACGUUCGUCACUUACCACAAAUGGGUUGGCCGCAUGCUUUUUCUCACUGUGUUGAAUCACUCGCUUAGCAUGCUGAUCACAUUUGCGGUCGCAGGUUAUUACGAGGAGGACAAAGCUGAAGCAUGGUGGAUAUAUGGCGCUCUCGCUGUGGUUGCCGGUGGUAUCAUUGUUUUGCAGGCCAUGAGUUGGCUCCGUGUUAAGAACUAUGAGCUUUUCUUAUACGUCCACAUUCUCAUGGCUGUUGCGUUCUUACUUGGUGCUUGGAGACACGUUGAUUACUUUGGCUACGGCCCUUGGGCUUUCGCCACAGCUGCGAUCUGGUGUUUCGAUCGUUUCAUCAGAUUGGUCCGUAUCUUUUCGUUUGGCAUCAAGACCGCCAAAGUGUGCAUUGUCUCUGAUGAGACUUUGCAGAUCACAGUCGACAGAGGGUCCUGGUGGCCAUUUUUCCCCGGUGCAUUUGGGUACCUACAUAUCUUGAAGACCUCUGUCUUCUGGCAAUCGCAUCCGUUCACUGUGGUCAAGACAGACAACAAUGAGCUGCGAUUCUACGUCAAAAUCAAGAAAGGUGUCACCGAGACUCUGUACAAGGAGCUUUUGAGCCAGCCUAACUACACGGGCGAGGUCAAGAUCGCUGUGGAAGGACCCUACGGUGACAACAAGCCUGCUGAAGCUUACGAUCAGGUUUUGCUGUACAGCGGUGGUAACGGUAUUCCAGGACCGUUUGCGUAUGCCAAGGAUCUCGGUAAGACUACUAUCGAUGAAACCACCAAGUUUGUGAAAUUGUACUGGGUGAUUAGACACUGGCAUUCGAUGGAUUGGUUCUUGGAAGAGCUACAACUAUUACAAAAGUACUCUAACGUGCAGACGGUAAUUUACGUCACAAAAGCACACGAGGGAAAGCUUGGCGAGAAGCUGACUGCUCAUUUUGACAACAGUUCGCCAUCGUCAUCGUCCGAAAAGGGCUCCGAGGGACACGAGGUUGUUGUCAGCCACGACUAUUUGGAAAAUGUACAUAAACUGCUUCCUCACAUCGAAUUCAGAGAGGGUAGACCAGACAUGACGCAACUUGUCAACCAGGAUAUCGACGAGUGUGACAAUAAAAACGUUGCGGUGAUAACGUGUGGCCAUGGUAACAUGUGCGACGAAAUCCGUUACAUUGUUGCCGACAAAGUGGGUUCGCACAAGAAGAGCAGAAUUGAUAUUUUCGAGGAAUUGCAGACCUGGUAG